Messenger RNA from Arabidopsis arenosa, 1029 nucleotides. Lineage: Eukaryota; Viridiplantae; Streptophyta; Magnoliopsida; Brassicales; Brassicaceae. The record is from the annotation of a GenBank genome assembly.
GCCAAGUGUUCGACGAAUUGCCUCAGCGACUUCGUUUCCUCUUGACGAGGGAAACUGAUCUCAGCUAUGGAGGAGAAAGACUGGGAAGGUUCUCCGUUGAGCGAAAAAGAAGCUGGUUUACUAUGCUAUGAUGACGAAGAAUAUCAAUUCGGUGCUCCAGUGCCCAAAUUACAAUUCAGAGUAGGAUCUUCCAAGGCUCGUUGGAUUGCUGAAUUAGGAAUGGCCGAAGUUGAGGUCAGAAGGGGGAAACUUUGGACGACAACUGGAAUCAUUCGUACCGGAAAAACAUUUUGUUUCAUAGAAGAGGCUGUGUAUUUGAGUGAAAUUGGAGAGUUGCAGCUCUUGGGUGAUGAGGAUGACGUAGUGAUCUCACUGAAGGACUUGUAUAGGGAAAUUGCAGAGGGAAAAUGUGGCUGCUGUUGGGAAAACUACGAGGUUUACAGAUACUUAAAGGGUCUAGGUUACAUUCUAGGCAGGCAUGGAGUUCCUUGGACUACAAAUGAUGUUGUGAAUACUACACCAAGUGAUGAAGAUGAGUCACUUUGUGCUGGAGAAUUUUCCCAAGACAAAGACUCUAUUACCAAACUCCUGAGUGAUAUGCAGAUCUGUGAUGCAAGACCGGUGUUUGAUGUGUAUUUGCCAAACAGCCACUUCAAGAAGUCUUCUCCUGGUGAACCAAGCUUUGUCGCUUGCUUCUCGGGAGACUCUCCACCAAGUAAAGAAGAAAUUGAAGUCCUGCAAAAGCGUGUAGCUUCACCAUUGAUGUUCUGUCAUAUCGUUGAAGGCCGUGCCAGUUUCUUUUCCUUCAAUUCCAUAGACCUCCUUGUCUUACCAUAAAUGUGACAAAAGAAAACGGAAUGCUCUUGUGUUAUCAGACAAAGGUGACAAAACUGAGUGACUGAGAGUUUGCAAACACUUGGAGUAACUUUGCGGACUCAUUGAUGAGGUAAUAUGUACAACUUUAUGUUUCUUUACAGGCGUAGUAGGAAUUGUAAAAGGCUCCAAAAAAAAUAAAAGCUUCCUUGAAUG